Molecule: messenger RNA, 339 nt
Organism: Macrobrachium nipponense
Lineage: Eukaryota; Metazoa; Arthropoda; Malacostraca; Decapoda; Palaemonidae
Exons: 3
Coding region: 1-339 (112 amino acids)
Source: RefSeq, a predicted model, not a curated record
AUGAACUGCCACAGAGUUCUGUUGAGUGAAGAGAUCAGGAAUGAAGAGCUGUGGAAGUUGCUGUAUGCUGACGAUCUGGUGAUAUCUGCUGAAAAUGAGGAGGACCUAGAGAGAAGGGUUGGAGACUGGCAGGAGUCUUUAGAGAGGAUAUCUCUGGACCCAGCUAUUCAUAACGAGUUGAGAGACAGACUCCAGACGAAACCCAAACUCUACCAUGGCCCUUGUACCACCAGCCAUUCCACUUGCACCCUGCUUACUCCCUUCAUUGGUAGCAAGAAAUAUGUUAACUUGACCGCCAUCUCAACUGGCUCAUUCAGCAACGAAUGUCAAGUCCACUGA